Contarinia nasturtii (swede midge) is the source of this 3305-nucleotide messenger RNA. RefSeq names its product F-box/SPRY domain-containing protein 1 (gene Fsn). The transcript has 3 exons. Bases 932 to 1702 code for a protein of 256 amino acids. Gene Ontology annotation, biological process: proteasome-mediated ubiquitin-dependent protein catabolic process; synapse assembly involved in innervation. Lineage: Eukaryota; Metazoa; Arthropoda; Insecta; Diptera; Cecidomyiidae. Gene Ontology annotation, molecular function: protein binding. Gene Ontology annotation, cellular component: synapse; SCF ubiquitin ligase complex. The record is from RefSeq and is a predicted model, not a curated record.
AGCCAGAGUGUAUGAAAUCAAUUAGCUUGGGAACAAAACAAACAAACGAUCGGUUAAAUGCACAAUAAUAAUGGGAUACUGUCAUCGGCACUUUCAAAAUAUUCCGGAAGAAAAUUAAAUUCGGAAAAUAGUUUGCGCCCGAUUCAAUUGCAAAUGGAUUGUGAUGGCAUAUUUUCGCUCGAUUUGUUCAUUUGUUUUUUUAUUUUUCGCAAAAGUAUGCUAAUACGCAUGUGCCUAAAUGUUUGACAAUUUACGAUUUGGAAUAACAAGUUCUUCCUUCGUGGUGAUAUUUUUUGUGUAUAUGUGAACUGGAUAAGCUAAAAAAACCUACAAUAGUGAGAGAAAAAAAAGCGAGAAUUAGUUUUAGAGUGUUCAGAUAAUUGUGUGUUUAGGAUUUAGUUGAACGAAAAAAUCGACGAAAACUGAUAAGAAAAGCGCAUCGAAACUUUUACGUGUUCAUUGUGUUUGCCUUGCAAUUGCAAGCAAGAAUUACCACCAUUCGUCGUCGUCGUCGGUCGUCGAGAGGUGAGAGAGAGUGUCAAGAAACAUCCGCGCAAGAAGCCAAGCAAACGUUGAUGCCUCCUCAUUAUAAUUUGCAAUUUGAUUUUAUGUUUCCAUUUGAAAUUGAUUCGCCGACGACACACAUUUUCAUUUCAAUGUUCACUUUUAUCGCAUUGUGAUUUCUUCGCGCGGAUUUGCAACAGAGAUCUGAAAGCAGCGAAUUCAGUUUUACGUGAGCAAAUUCAAUUGCUCGCACAAUUUAUGAUUUUUUCAGUUUUCUUUUCCGUUUUUUCUUCAUCUAUUUAAUUUUUGAAUUUGUGACUACGAAGCCAAACACAAACCGAACACCGAACGAAAAUAAUCAAAGAAAGUGUGUUACGUGCAAUCUAUAACACAUUGUGCGAUUGAGUGAUAGAGAGUGUGGUUGAAAAUGAACGAGGCGGCUAUUGUCACACAUCUACCCGAUAAUAUAUUAGAAGCAAUUUUUUCGUACUUAGAUUUACGUGAUUUGCGAAAUUGUUCGCUGGUGUGUAAAAACUGGUAUAGAUAUUUAAAUGAUGAAAAUAAUGAUGUGUGGCGAAUGCAUUGCAUACGAAAAUUGGCCGAAGAUGCCAUUAAAUCCGAUUUAUUGUCAUCAGUCCCAACGUAUAAAGCAAAAUUGCGAGCAUUUUUUCACGCAUGGAAUCCAAACGAUUGCUCCCGUAAUGUAUUUAUCAAACCAAGUGGAUUCACAUUGCACAGAAAUCCGGUGGCACAAAGUACGGAUGGAUCACGAGGUAAAAUUGGCUUUCGUCAGGGACGUCAUGCAUGGGAAGUGAUGUGGGAAGGGCCACUUGGUACCGUUGCUGUCGUUGGAAUAUCAACACGUGAUGCUCCACUUCAGUGUCCCGGCUAUGUGGCAUUGCUCGGCGCUGACGAUCAAAGCUGGGGAUGGAAUUUAGUUGAUAAUCAUUUAUUGCAUAAUGGUGAUGCAAUCGGUAGUUAUCCAUUGCUAAACAAUGCACCAAAAUAUCAAGUUGGCGAACGGAUACGAGUCAUUCUGGAUUGUGACGAUAAUACGCUAUCAUUUGAAAAAAAUUACGAAUUUCUAGGUGUCGCUUUUAGAGAUUUACCUGAUAAAACAUUUUAUCCAACUGUAUCGGCGGUAUAUGGGAACACCGAAGUGUCAAUGGUUUAUUUGGGUCAUCCGUUAGACGGCUAAAUAACGAAGAAACGAACAAAAUAAACGAAACAAACAUUCCAUCAUAUUCUGAUUGUACAUAAAUUUGCCGUAUUUUUGGGGAUUUGUACAUAUAGAUAUCAACUCUUUUUUUGUUGAUUUUCUUCUUUUUUUUUUAAAUUACACACAUACACACCACUCCUCCGGCAAAAAGGAAUCAGAAGAUUGCCCAUUGUGCCAUUUAGCGUAUGCAUCAAUUCAAAUUUACACGCGCAAGUGACCAAAAUAACUAAAGAAAUUACACAUACACACAAGAAAAUCAUUUCACCAUACACUCCAAUCAACAAUCAAUUAGUUUUAACGAUACUCACAAUUUAAAAACGAAAACAAACAAAAAAACCAAAAAACUUUAUUAUUUCUAUGAAAGCAGUGAAGUGAUAAAAGAUUGUCGAAUACACGCGAAUAUGAAAUACAGCUCAAACAGAAAUGGUCUGGAUUAUCGAUUGAAACACAUGUCGAAAAUGAUUUUGGCUUAAUUUUAUUCCAAAAAUACCAAUUAACUUGCAUACUCUAUCCGUAAAUUUUAAUAUUCCGUUUUGUAUAAAAUGAAGUGUUUAUCAAAGUGUGGAAAGAACAAUAUAUUUGAUAAAAAAUUAUCGGAUGGUUUGUUCCAAAUGUAGUGCGAAUAAAUUGUGAAAAAUACAUUAUCAAAAAAUGCAGCGUUGCAAUCGAGCGAGAAAUGAAAUGUUCCUCUUUAAAUCACGACUUAAGUCAAAGAUGUGCGCGUUGAGUGAAAAAGCACAGCCUCACCUCAUUCUAUGUACUUAUCCAAAGCGCAUACGAUGCACAAUGAUAUUAAGUGGCCGAUAUGAUACAAUGAAUGGCAUUGUUAUUAAGAACACCCUAUCGGCACUUUAUUUAAAAAUUAUUCGCAUAGCCAACCAUCAUAUAAUUGCAAUUGAUUAACGUGCACACUAUAAUUCCGCGCAUUGUGUUUCACUCGAACGAUGUAACAUAAUUACAUACCAAAUCAUUUCUAAACGUAUCAUUUCGAAUUUGGAAAAGCUUUAUUCUCUGUCUAUAUUUCCAAAUAAACCUCUUAAAUUCUCUUAUUAUCGUGUAACAUUCCAUACAUCUAAUGAUCAAUUUCAAUGGAAUGAUUCUUCCAACGAAUGAUUCACAUAAAAAUGAUUUCAUUUGUUUUAUCAUUUUUGAUUAAUUGAUAUAUAUAUUUUUUUGUUUUGUUUUGUAAUUUGUUUAAAGGCCAAAGAUUAUGUUAAGUAAAAAACGAGCAACUAAAAAUUAGAAGAAAAAAAAGAAGCUCGAGUAGCUGACGAAGGUUGAAUGAGACAAUGUUUAAAAUAUAAUUUGGUAUCAGAAUGGCAUAAGCUUUGGAUUUGCCUUUUUUUCUAUAAAAAGGAUGUAGCAUUUAAGGGUUUUUUCUCUAUAAAAUGAAAAAAAAAGUGUCAAUAAAUUUUGAUGCAAUAUUACACAUAGAUUAUGAAACCAAAAAAGACAAAUUAAGACACAUGUUGAGUUACCAUUCAUUAUUGUACAAUUCCUAAGUUGUUGUCAAAUCACUUUUUAGAUAUAAUCAAUUCAAUCUCACUUUUUUUUUGAAAGAUCACACAUUUCUUUUUUCUUC